CUUCAAACCCUACGAGAGAGUGAGAGGAGAUUUUCUAGAGAAAGAGAGAUGUGCACGUUAGAGAGGAAAGGCAACAUCUUCAUCCUAACGCUAACAGGCCCGGGCGAGCACAGGCUCAACCCCACUCUCAUCGACUCAAUCCGAUCCGCUCUCAACCAAAUCCGAGCCGCCGUCACCACCACCGCCACGUCAUCAUCGCCCUCGGCCCUAAUCACCACCGCACAUGGCAAAUUCUUCUCCAACGGCUACGAUCUCUCCUGGGCCCAGUCCUCUCAAUCCCGCUUGGAGCUCAUGGACUCCAAGCUCCAGUCCCUCGUUGCCGACCUCAUCUCCCUCCCGAUGCCCACGAUCGCCGCCGUCUCCGGCCACGCCUCCGCCGCCGGCUUCACCCUCGCUCUCAGCCACGACUACCUCCUCAUGAGGCGGGACCGCGGCUUCAUCUGCAUGAGCGAGCUCGACAUCGAGCUCCUUCUGCCGCGUUGGUUCUUGGCACUUAUCGAGAGCAAGGUCGGCUCGCCGGCGGCUCGGCGCGACUUGUUGCUCAGAGCCGAUAGGGUGAAAGCCGACGUGGCUGUGGCGAAGGGGAUUAUCGACUCGGCGCACGAUAGCGCCGAGGAAACCGUUGAGGCCGCGGUUAUACUUGGGGAGGAGUUGGUCGCGCGGAAAUGGAACGGACACGUGUACGCUCAGAUUCGCAAGGACUUGUUGUCUGAUGUUGUCGAUGAGAUCCGCGCGAAUAAUGCUGGCAGUAGAUCCCGGCUGUAGGUUUAUGGGUCGGACAGGCAUGUGGGCUUUUUGGCCCAAUGGUUAUUUUAGGUUGGAUUCAAUAAAUCUUGGCCCAACGUGCUGUUGCUA
This is a messenger RNA of Pyrus x bretschneideri (Chinese white pear), 855 nucleotides long. Its product is annotated as enoyl-CoA delta isomerase 1, peroxisomal-like. The transcript has a single exon. Gene Ontology annotation, cellular component: peroxisome. Gene Ontology annotation, molecular function: enoyl-CoA hydratase activity; delta(3)-delta(2)-enoyl-CoA isomerase activity. Bases 49 to 765 code for a protein of 238 amino acids. NCBI's taxonomy places the organism in Eukaryota, Viridiplantae, Streptophyta, Magnoliopsida, Rosales, Rosaceae. Gene Ontology annotation, biological process: fatty acid beta-oxidation. The record is from RefSeq and is a predicted model, not a curated record.